CAGUUCGGUUUCGUCCUCCAGUCAUGUGGGCUUCCUUGGCGUUUCCCCUUCUCGUCGUCGCUCUGGUGUUGCAGCAUGGUGUAGCCCAGAACGCAGGGACGGAGGUGGCUAACUCCACUGCUGUACCGCUGUCAGCCAAGAGCCUAUUGUCGGGUUAUGACGAUAACUACAAGGCUCCGUCAUAUGGAUCUAAUAUACAGUAUGGAGGAGGCUCCUAUGGGGAAUCUUCCUAUCCCAAGCCUGAGUCGUACGCCGAACCGGUUGCGGAAUACCAGCCGCCUGCUGCAUACGAGCCUCCACCCCAGCCCGAAUACAAGCCGCCUCCACCGAAAACCAUCGUAUAUUCUCCUCCCGUUAAGAUAUUAGAUUGCAAGGUUGUCUGCCAUGGAGACUACAUGGUGAUCACCUUCAAAUUCUCUGGUCCCUUCUACGGCAUCGUCUAUCCUUACGGCCAAUACGACUGCGUCGUGUUCCGGGGACAAGGAGAGACGGUUUGCGAGAUCACUCUGCCCAAGAACCUCUGCGCAGGCAAGGGAUACAAACCCCCAGCUCUGGCGGCAUACAGCUCGGAAUAUUUGCGACAUCACAUCAUGGUUCAAUUAGACAAGAACUUCGUGGGUGCAUGGGACGUGCACGUGAUUGCUAAAUGCGACAAGCCCCAAGGUUACCAAAAGAAGGCAUCAUUCGAAUUCUUCACGAUUGAUAAGCAGGCUGUUGUGCUGUCCGGGAAAUUGCUUGGUGCAGCCAAGCUGACGUACGAGAUCCUGCAAGGCCACGGAAGUUACCUCCGUCCUCUGACUGGACCCGUUCUCCUUGGAACUCCACUCACUCUGCUCUUCAAGCUGACCGAACCGUACAUGGAAAUCGACAUGAACAUCGUAUCCUGCUGGGCAGUGGAGGGGAAGCCGAGCAAGCAAUUCGUCCAGAAUCCCAACUAUGGCGCUACUUCACCCGAGAUCCAGGUCAUAAGCAACGGUUGUUCCACUCAACCCAAGAUCUUCGAGAAUUCCGUGAAGAACAAAGACGGUGGCUACGGAGGCUCGAAGGCGGUCACAACACAGAUCCCCUUCCAGGCUUUCCGCUUUCCCAGGUCAGACUGUGUCAUCAUCCGAUGCGAGAUUCAGAUCUGCUAUGGGAAAUGUGCCGUGUACGAGACCUGCCCCAUCUACAAGCCAGAGGAAUACCAGCUUCCUUCAUACCCGACACCAGAAGCCUACAAGGCUCCAUCUUACGAUUCAUCUUAUCCCAAACCGGAAUCUUACGACACUUAUCCCAAACCCGAGUCGUACGAUACACCUGCUUACCCAGCUCCCUCUGGCUAUGGCUCUGUCCCAUCCUAUGGAGGUCAGUCAAACUAUGCUCAGCCGAACUCUUAUGGAUCUGGCUAUAAUGCACCGCCGAGCUCUUACUCGGCUCCGUAUGGUGGCCAAUCUGGCUAUGCUGCUCCUGAAUCCGGCUACAAAGCUUCACCUGGCGCUUACCCUGCACCCAAGCCUAGCUAUUCCGCCCCGAGUAACACCUUCAGCCCGAUUUCCUAUGGAGGAAACGCGAAACCCUACAGUCUGUCGGAUUCCAUCGCCGACAGGCGAAGGAGAAAUGUUGGCGAGGUCUUGGAGACCGUUGUCAUCGAACAUGUGAUCCAGAUGGAAAAUCCCGCCACCCAGGAACUCCGAGUCAUGGGAAGCAAGAGCAAGGCUGUUCGUUCCACUAGCGACGUUCUCAUGGAACUCGGUUCCUCUCAGCUCAAGGCCAACUGCGACAAGGAGAAGAUCGUCCUGAAGCUUUCCUCUGCCAAGCCUUUUAACGGCACCCUCAGUAUUUUCGCACCGGGUGUUGAGGACUGCGAGGCUCACGCCCACUCCUUCGGCGAGGUCUACACCGAGCUCUCCCUGUCACCGAAGACCUGCUCCAAGCAACCGGAGGUCUUCAUGGCUGCUCUUAGCGCCGGCGACUUUGCUGAGGAAACCAUCUUCGAAUGCCAGAUGUCUUAGCUUGGAUUCCUCCUCUCAGGCUCCCAGUGACCCUUUUAUCUUGUUUUUUUUUUUAUUCAAAGUAUUUUAUAGGAAAUGUUGUUCAGUUCCGUAUUUUUAAAAUAUAUUUCAGCACGUUUAUCAACUUGAUUGUUUCCCUUUUCGACCCUGUGACUCGUGACUAAAACCCCAAUUAUUUCU
This is a messenger RNA of Darwinula stevensoni, 2171 nucleotides long. Lineage: Eukaryota; Metazoa; Arthropoda; Ostracoda; Podocopida; Darwinulidae. The record is from the annotation of a GenBank genome assembly.